Molecule: messenger RNA, 5765 nt
Organism: Chelonus insularis
Lineage: Eukaryota; Metazoa; Arthropoda; Insecta; Hymenoptera; Braconidae
Gene: toc
Product: formin-J-like
Exons: 11
Coding region: 328-4161 (1277 amino acids)
Cellular component (GO): nucleus; cytoplasm
Molecular function (GO): microtubule binding
Source: RefSeq, a predicted model, not a curated record
AGUCGAGUCUAACGGCUGUUGGUAAAUGUACAUAUGAUAAAGCGCAUUACCUCAACAUUGAUAGCAUAUGUGUGAUAUGUGGUGAUGUGCAUUCGUAUAUCUAAUUUGAGUUUAAGUAGAAUUAAGCGCAUGCGUGUAUGGACGCGGGUAGCAAAAUUUAAGCACAAAUGCCUGAAUCAUAUGGGUCCAAGUUAAAUUAAUCUAGCUAGUUGGCCAGGUUGUAGAAUAGCACACUGGCGAAAGUUCUAUGGACUUGACAGUAUUUGUGAUCAAAUUUCCAGGAAAAUUUACGAUUUCGCGAGUUAUAUAGAAAUAAAUUAAUUCGUUAUGUUUGAGAACGCUGGUGAGAGUAGAAUACCGGUUUCGCGAGCUGUGCGACCGUCUUUUUUGUCUAAAUCCAAGAUAGUUACACCAUCAAAAUAUAAUUCAAGUGUUAAUGCAAAUGUUGCCCAUCCAAGGCACUCCAUACUGCCAGGAAGUUUGUCUACUGCUGAAUCUGAAUGUAAUCUCAAUACACCUCGACUAUGGUCCAUGAAUGCCCUAUUUGCUUCUAUUCCAUCAGAAGCUGGCAAGUAUUCAGAAGAAACGUUCAAGUAUCCAGAUGUAUGGAAUCAGAAAGAUAUUGAUAAACAACAUGAUUUAUCAUUAAGGAAAGAAGAGAAACUCAUAAACAAAUUGUAUGGACAGAGUAUGAUAGAGGACGUUGGUAGUAGCUGCUUGAUAGACUUGUCAUUAAGUAGUACGAGUGAAACUACAGGAUCGAAUUCUUUAAAUACAACGCAGUUUUUAGUACUGAAUAAGCAAAAUUCGUUCGAGCAUGACGAAAGCUUGGGGAUACUUACACCGGACCAAAUGACAGACUUUACCGUAGCACUCGGUUGCUCCCGAACACCAUCUUAUGAAAAUCUUACUGGAUCUCGUUUUGCCGCUACGACAUCAUCUUCAUCACGAGCAUCACGUCCGACAGAUGUUCCGUUUGUAGUGAAUGUUGAUGUACCAGGUGAUUUUUGUGAAAGAACUCCAUCUUUAGAAGAAUUACCACUUGAUCCAAAGCCACUUGAUUCUAAAUCGUCAGCUGAUCACACAGUUAAUCAAGCAGCAGUGACGAUAACAACUACAGCAGCAGCCUCAAGCACCGCAACGUCUACGGCAUCUUUGCCGAUGAGUUUCGUUACUUCUGUAACUAGUAUAACAAGUCUUGAAGCAGGUUAUCAAGGUGACGGAGAAAAUUCAAGACCAGCAAGUCGUGGUCCUGAUUUACCAUUAGCUCUUGCUGCUAAUUUACCUGUAAACUUGCCAGCAUCUUGUCGGUUACAAGAUCCAAUGACUGAUUCUGAUUUUUUUACUGAAAGUGAUGCUGAUGCUCAUGAAGACAUUGGUAGAGGUGAUCGUAAAGCUCAAGUAAUAGACGGUACUCUUUUCUGUGCACCGGUUGGUCGCAGAUGUCCCAGCUUCGCAGGCGAAGAAAUGGACUCAAGCGGAAUUUAUUCAGAUCUUGAUAAGAGACAAGAUGAACUUUAUAAUCAUGAAGAACCACUUAGUGAAGAUCAAACAGCUGAUACAGCUGAUACUGGUGAUACUCAAGUAUCACCAAAAUGUCGAGUAUCACCAACUCUUAAGCCUGAAGUACCUCAAAUUAUCAUGAAUUAUUUACAGGUAUCCAAUCAAUUAGAGAAUUCAGUUGAAGCAUCUCCAGAAAAAAAUGAUGUUACUGUUAUACAUGUUUCUUCAGCUGACAGUACUAUUCGAUCGAGUAAUAAAUUAUUGAAUAAAGUCGACCCAGUGGGCUUGAAAAAAUAUAAAAUGCCGAAGAAAAAUGUAGCGUCAAAAAUUAAGGCAAUGAUUGAAUCUAAUGGUAAAGAGGAAGUUAAGGAACAACGACGAGCUUCGAGGUCACCACGGAAGAAUGGUCGAUGGGACGCGGUCAUGAGUAAGAUCGAGGCAGGAAAGACUGAACAGAGAUCGAGGCCGCCGCGUAAGGAAGUCAAAUCUAGGCUUCUACAGAGUCUCGCACCAACUUCCUCCUCUUCUUCCUCAUCUACUUCUUCAUCGUCAGCUGUGACAGUAGCUUCCGCUAAACGUUUGACUGGCGAUGCGAAUAAUAAUAGCAAUGCUAAUAAAGACAAAAGGAGAACAAGAGCUCGUCAAGGAGUUACUUCCCCGACCCAAGAAACUGCCCGUAGUUCAGUGCGUAGUUCAAUGAGUGAUUUAAGCAGUGCUCCAAGCAAGGGCACCACCAGUUCCAAACGAUCACCUGCUACUGGAAAUCAACAACGAAGGGUAGUCAAUGGCCGUGGCAGCUUAAAGUUACAUGCCACCAACAAUGAUCCAAAGAAAGCUUGUACACUUGAUUUGUCACCGCUUAAUCUUGACAAGAGCCCAACACCAAUUCGGAAGGCUCCAUCAACAAGACGAGCGAUGACCCUAAAUACAGUGAAUAACAGUGAAAAAUUACAGAAUGGUUCUACGUUGAACACGAAAGAUCGUGCAACUAAAGAUAUAAAUACAAGUACUGUUAUUUCAACAAGGAUUACAACAGAGACUCAAGACCAUGGUACUCAAACUGAUAUUAAUGAUGAAUCUCACCAAAUUCAAUUAAAACGCGCCAAUAAUACGAUUGAAGCGCUAUGUCUUACCGUUCAGUAUUCAACAAACGAGCUUGAAAAUCAUAACAAGCAGGCACAAGUACAAUUCCAGGAGUUGAAAGAAACCCAUGGGAUAUUAGAGGAAACAUUAGAAAAGGAGCGACAAGAUCAUGAAAAAGCACUAGAUAAAUUACGUGCUCAAUUAAAAGCUGAUCACACUAAGCACAUAAAUGAUCUACAAGAUGAGAAAGAAAAAUUUGAAAUACGACUUAAAUCAUCGCUGGACGAAAUUAAGAAUAAGUACAAACAAAUAAUAGAAAGGCUUAAGUCAGAGCAUGAAUUUGAAAUUGAAGCUAAAGAGAAACUUUGGAGAAGUAAACAAGCAGCUUUAGAAUCUCAAAAUUCGCAGGAUGAGCUUGAUACUAUUAAAAAUGAAUAUGACUCUUUAAAAAUGUGUUUAAAACCCGUUAUGAAAUUUAAAAAUCGGGUGAUUUUAAAAUUAAGACAGGAAAAUGAUGAGUUGAAACAAAAAAUUGAUACAACGAAGGACUUGCAGAAAAAGAUUAAUAGCUUAGAAGAUCAACUGAAGAAAGAAGCAGAAUCUAAAAAGAUUAUUUCUGAAUAUCUACCAAAUGAAAAAAUGGACUGUUCGUUGAGUAAUGAUCAAGUAGCAACACUUCGUGCUGAAAUCUGGAGUCUUAGGUCUGUUCUCGAGUUACGGAGUCAAGAAAACGCAUCAAUGAGAAGUGAAAAUGAAAUUCUACGAAGAGAUGUGGAAGGCAAAGAAACUCUUGAACAACGAGUUGAGACGUUAGAAGCUAGAUGUGAAGAUCUUAAAGCUCAAUUACAGGGCAAAGAAUCUUAUGAAAGACAAUUAUCUCAUCAGAAUGAAAUUCUUCUGGGUUCAUUCCACGAAAUUUCCAAGCAAAAUAAGCGGUUAAUGCAAAGAAAUGAAGAACUUCAAUGGAGACUCAGACAGAAGAGUGAAGUAGUGAGUGUUCUAGCUAAUCAAUUAGCUACACCAACUCCAAGGCUAUCAAGAUCUCUUGGCCCAGAACACAUUGAACAUUCUAUUACUGCUGAUAAAAACUCAACACCAACAUCAAGCUCAAUGAUUAAAUUUAUGGUGCAUAAAGGAGACUCUGUAUCUUGGACACUUGAAAUUGAUGAAUCUUGUGAUCCUUUACCAAAUCAUGAUGCUAGGCCAGCAGUAUCUCGUCAAAAUUCACUUAGACGAUCAACGAGGAAACCAAUUGAUACCAGAGCGCGAUCUAAAAGUAUUUCUACAUCGGAUGUUCCUUCUUCUGAUGGAGAUUGGUCACCAGGAUUUAAUUCCACACCUAUGUGUUCAAGGAGAAGGCCUGGAAGUGAUCCUUCACCAAAUGCUCUCGUCGUUCCAACUUCACCAAAUGUCUCAAACGCUGAAGUUAACACAGGCCCUAGACCACAAGAAGCAGGAGGUGAAGCUAUGAUUUCCGAAGAAGCAUCUGCUACGAGCAGUGAAGAUGAAUCAUCAGCUGGUAGUGAUAUCCCAAGACUAUCACUAGGCUAUGAUUGGAACCAUUCUGUGGAGUAACAUAAAUUCUCUUCUUAUGUGCACUGUUCUUCUUCCACUAAAUAUUUAACUGAAAUAGAUUCUUUUUAAUUUUAUUGAUUAAUUACUUGUGAUCUUUAAUUUGAUUCUUAAUAAACCCAAAUGCAAGUGUAUAUUUGAUACAAAUAUUUUCACAGGUUUUGCAUUUUUUUUCUUUGAAAAAAUGGAAAUUUAUUUUUUUAUCGGGUGUGUAAAUAUGCGCUAACAAUGAACAAGUUUCGUUGACUCUAUUUUACCUGUAAAUAUCACGUAAUAAGUUUUAUCUGUUAGUAUUAAUUAAAUUUAUAAUUAUGUCAUUUUUUAAUGUAACAUUUAAAUCAUCUAAAAAUAGUUAUAUCUCAUGGAAUUUCGUAGCUUAUGCUCUAAAAAUGAUAAUCACAAAAUUAUAAAUAAUUGUAUCAACUUUUAAGUUUUAUUGAUAAAUAAUGUGUGUAUAUCAGAGGUUAAAUAAAGAACGACUAUAAUUAUAAUAUAUGAUUUUUUUUAUACGUGAUAAUGAAUUAUAGAUUUACUGUUAUAAUUGUGUGAUCGCUGUCUCUUUUGGUUGCUACGAUAUAUAAACGAAUAAGCAAUGUCACAAAUGUCUCCAAAAUAUUCCUAUUUUUUGACUUUUUCGUUUCUCCGAAAAAGUCAUAUUCUAUUUAAAAAUUCUAUUCUAAAAUAUUUUAAUCUGCGAUAUUUAAACUUGAAAAUUUUUUUUCUCAGACAUCCACUCAAAGUUAAAGUUUGCUCCCUGUUUUCAGGACGGAAAGCGACAUAUUCUAUCACAUACAGAAAGACUGAAAGAGGUCAAAUUAUCAUACUUUGCUCCCCCAGUUAAUAAUCUACUGAUUGUUCUUAAAAUGGUUUAAUUUGGUAGCAAUUUUUCUUUCUUAUUUUUUCCCCAUUUGUUACAAACAAUUCAAAAUCAUUUCUUUCCAUUAUUAUAUGGUAAAUUAUGUUGACGAAAUCGUUUGGUUCCAAAUCUUUUUAUAUUUAAAAAGUUUUUAUCAAUAAUAAAUCAUGGUAAAAAAAAUAUUAUUAGAAUGUAAUCGAUUUAGAGAUGAAGAUUUUGAAGUCAAAAUAUUUUUAAGAUUAAAUAUUGCUGAGUAAAAUUUGUUUGGAGAAGGCAAAAAGUUGAUAAAUAGAAACAUUUUGGGGAUAUUUAUCGCGCUGCCAACGAAUUAUAUCUCCCAAUAGAUCGAGUAAUUAAAUCAAUUAUAACAAAAAUAAACAAAUAAAUCAAACAAAAGUAUUAUUCACAAAAAAAAGCAAACAUGACUCAGUACUGUGCUGUAUAAUAAUCUAUUAAUUUAAAAAUUAUUUUAUAAAAAUUAAUUUAAACAUGAUUGAUUCUUAUGAACACAGUACUGAUUAUUAUCUAUCACAGCAACCAUAAAAUUUUUCCACAGUAACUAGUACUGUGCUCACGAGAGUCGUCCAUGUUUAUAUUUAUUUUCAUGAGAAUAAUUGUUAAAUUGAUGAAAGAUUGUCUUGUAGCACACUACUUAGUCAUAUUUUUUUUCAUGUAUCUAUAUAUCAUAACAAAGUGCGUUUUUUUGUAUAUGUUGAAACGAAAUAAAUGUAAUAUAACCACAACUUGCAUA